This is a messenger RNA of Gadus morhua (Atlantic cod), 2044 nucleotides long. RefSeq names its product YY1 transcription factor a (gene yy1a). The record is from RefSeq and is a predicted model, not a curated record. The transcript is spliced from 5 exons. NCBI's taxonomy places the organism in Eukaryota, Metazoa, Chordata, Actinopteri, Gadiformes, Gadidae. Gene Ontology annotation, cellular component: PcG protein complex; chromatin; transcription regulator complex. Gene Ontology annotation, molecular function: RNA polymerase II cis-regulatory region sequence-specific DNA binding; DNA-binding transcription factor activity, RNA polymerase II-specific. The coding region runs from base 128 to 1195 and encodes 355 amino acids. Gene Ontology annotation, biological process: regulation of transcription by RNA polymerase II.
CUGAAGCGCAUAGUGGCGACGAGACUAGCGUUGUGGAGUUGUGUUGGAGAAGAAGGAGGAAGGCAGAGAACACAAGUCGAAAAGCGGGAUAAAACCAUUUUAAUCAAGAGAAAGUACCGGUUUUGCCAUGGCAUCGGGGGACACUCUGUACAUAGAGGCGGACGGGUCCGAAAUGCCAUCCGAAAUAGUGGAACUUCACGAAAUCGAAGUGGAGACUAUCGAGACAACAGUUGUCGGAGACGACGAUGAACACCAGCCUAUGAUCGCUCUGCAGCCUCUUGACACGGACGACCACCACUCGAUUCACCAUCACCAUCACCAUCAGGGGGUGAUCCUGGUGCAGACCAGGGAGGAGGUGGUGGGUGAGGAGGACUCUGAACUACACACCGAUGACGGGUACGAGGACCAGAUCCUGAUCCCCGUCCCGGUGCCCGCGGCGGAGCGGGACUACAUUGAACAGACUCUGGUUACAGUGGCCGGGAAAAGCUCGUCGGUGGGUCGCAACAAAAAGGGGGGAAGUGGCAAGAAAGCGGGAAAGAAGAGCUAUCUGAGCGGCGCGGAGAUGGGCCGCAAGUGGGAGCAGAAGCAAGUCCAGAUAAAGACUUUAGAAGGAGAGUUUUCGGUGACGAUGUGGGCAUCGGAUGACAAGAAGGACAUUGACCAUGAGGAGGAAAUCAUUGGGGAGAACUCGCCGCCGGACUACUCCGAAUACAUGACAGGCAAGAAGCUGCCGCCGGGUGGCAUCCCGGGCAUCGACCUGUCGGACCCGAAGCAGCUGGCCGAGUUCGCAAGAAUGAAGCCAAGAAAAGUAAAAGAAGACGAUUCUCCUCGAACGAUAGCGUGUCCGCACAAAGGAUGCAGUAAGAUGUUCAGGGACAACUCUGCCAUGAGGAAGCACCUGCACACCCAUGGGCCACGGGUGCACGUUUGCGCGGAGUGCGGCAAGGCCUUCGUGGAGAGCUCCAAGCUGAAGAGACACCAGCUGGUUCACACGGGGGAGAAGCCCUUUCAGUGCACGUUUGAGGGCUGUGGAAAGCGGUUCUCCCUGGACUUUAACUUGCGCACACACGUGCGCAUUCACACUGGAGACCGGCCAUACGUCUGUCCCUUCGACGGCUGCAACAAGAAGUUUGCCCAGUCGACGAACCUCAAGUCGCACAUCCUCACACACGCCAAAGCAAAGAACAACCAGUGAGUGGGCGUGGCCCAGCGACCUGCAGCGGGAGGACGGCAAAUCGCUGGCUCCGCUCCUCUGCGGAGGACAAUCGUCAGUGAACUACUUUGUCGCAGGACAUGAAGCCCCCUUUGUAUUCUUUCUAGAAAAGCAAAUGUUUUAAAACUAAAAAGACCUUUCGGAGAAAAAAACGAAACAUUUUUGAUACGAGUACAAGAAACUCUGGAACACUCGCUCCCCGCUUCCUUCCUGGCGUGUUUCGGGGUACGGCAAGGCAACGUUUCUUCAAGCCUAAAGUUUCUUCAAAUGAAGACGUUAAUUCAUGGAUAUGUCCCUUGAGAUUUUAUUUAUAUAUGUUCCCAUCUCCAUCUCAUGAAUCAUUUACACACAAAAAGCCCCGGUAAUGGUCAUCAAUUCAAUUAAUCCUGGAAUUUGUAUUCAAGUUAAGUGUGCAUAUUGUACACUUUUUCUUUAGCACAAGCUUUGCGAUAACAUCUUUUUUAAAUAGCUCUUGUUGGGAGAUUUGACCUUAUUGUUGCCCUCCAAUCUGGACUGGAGGUCAGAGAUGUUCUUCAUAGGUUUUCUUUUUGUAUGUUUGUCUCGAUGCGUCAGAAUCAUUUAGAUGAUAGCAAUGUUAUUUCAAUAGUGAGGCGUGAUUAAAACAUUGUUUCCCUUGCACUACCAGAUAGAAAAGUGUCACGUCUGUCCUUGCAUACUUUAACCCUUCAGAAACUCUUAACUGUCAUAGAUUGUAACAAUUUAUUUUUCUUGCCAUUUUAACUUCAAUCAUUUGAAUUUUGUCUCUUCUGCAGAGUACAUUUUUUAAGUGGAUCUCAAAGCUGUUACAGUAAAGAUGAGCCUUCUAACUUA